Messenger RNA from Closterium sp. NIES-65, 3753 nucleotides. The record is from the annotation of a GenBank genome assembly. Lineage: Eukaryota; Viridiplantae; Streptophyta; Zygnematophyceae; Desmidiales; Closteriaceae.
AUGGGUCAGGGCGACCACACAUGCUUUGCGACGGUUUUUGACGCCGACGUGGCGGUUAUCCCACUGACAUCGAGCUUCGCCGGGAAGCCGUCCAAGGAGGAGGUGCAUGCGAGGCUCGCCGACUGCGACGCACCCCUUCGAGAUGGCCGAUGCGUAGUUGCGGCCGACGCCUGUGACGACAACGGCGUGGAGGUUCCUUCGGCAUCCCAAGCAGUAGGUGCCGCCCCCACCGUCGCUGAUGCGCGUGGCACGUCGAUCGGAAAGCCGGGAGGCGGCGUCAACGAGGACGAAGCGGCGGCAAUAAAGGGGGUGACCGGGACCAAUGAGAGGCAGCAGGACGAGGUUGGCCAUGAGGAUGAUGAUCGGGUCCAUGAUCUUGAGGAGGAGGGGGGCUCGGAGGAGUCGACGUCGGAGUCAGAGUCGGGGUCGGAGGAGGAGCAGGAGGCUCAGGAUCAGGAGGAGCAGCAGGGGAAGCAACACGAGGAGGAGCAGGAGGUGGAGGUGAAGGACGUGGAAAUGGAGGAUUACGGGGCUGAAGGAGCGGCGAAAACGGGAGAGAGAUCGGCGGAGGUCGAGCACGAGAAGGGGGAGGGGAAGGGUGCGUCAGCGGAGCUCGGAAUGGAGAAAGUUGUCGGCGUGGAGGCGGCUCACGGGGGGAGUGGGAUGGUCGUGGUCGGCGAUGGGAUGGACGUUGUCGACCACGAGGCCGCCGAGGGGGAGCGGUCUAUGAAGAAGAAGUCGGCGAGCGGUCAUCCCGAUUCCACCGCAGCUGGGCGGCAGGCGCGGCUGGACGUCGUCGAGCAGCUGAGAGCGGAAAACAAGCGAUUGCGUGCCGACAAUGCACGCCUUGAACGGCAGCUCGGUGAGCAGACAGGGUGGGAUGACGAGUUGGCGGCGGCCGUAGCUGGGCUCCUCGACAAGCUGAAAGAUUUGACCGCCAAGGUCCCCGAAACCGACCGGAAAUCAGUGGAGCGCCUCAAAGAGGCCUCGUCGACCAUGGCGACCACAAUCACCGACGGCCUCACCGACAACAUGGACAGCGCAAUUCGAUCGGGCAAGUCUUUGGGCGAGCUAGCGAGGCAGAUGCUACUGGAUCUUGACGACCCCAACGGACGAAUGGCGGUCGCGCUCGCGACCGCGGUGGACACUUUGGUCGAGCACGUGACGGCUGAGGUGGGUGAGGCGAGGAAGGGGUUGGAGGAGAUGGUCAUUAAAUACAUCAACGCUGCGCAGACCAACAUUGCCACCGCCGUCUCUCCCCGCUUCGUCGUUCAGCAGCCGCCGCCGACCGCCCCAGCGCAGGCCUUGUCGGCCGAGUUCCUGAAUUCCUUCAAGGAGGAUGUGCUGAAGGCGGUGACGGAGACCACGCAGCAGUCCUUUCUCACCUCCGGAUUGAAGAUAAUAAUAGAGGUGGUCGGCACGGUGGCGACUGCUCGGCGUGGGUCGUCGCCGUCGGCAAACGACACCGACCAAGCGCAACCUACGGAGGCCAAGAAGCAGGCCGGGAGGUCUCGUCUCGCCGGCGACGGGAGCAAGGGGGCCGGAGAAGGAGGCGGCGGGGGGGGAGACGGAGACGAUUCGGCGAGCGUGAGGCGGAGCAAAGGAGCGGGGGGUUCUCGCGUCGCCAGCGACGGGAGCAAGGGAGCCAGUGAAGGCAGUUCGGGGAAGCAGUCGGGGAAGAGCGUGGUCGACUUCCUCAAGAAGCACUGGGCUACUGUUUCAUCGCCCAGCACGGGCCAUGGUGGUGGGGGUCCCGCCGACGAGCAUGCCGCUGAUGACGCACGGCCAAGGGCUCCACCAUCGUUGGCCAAGAAGCCACGACGAGAGGGUAGCAGAGAGAAAGGGCUGAGCGGCAAGGAAAAGGCCGCCGCCAAAACAACCGCUGGCGGUUUCGCGAAACCUGGCCAGGGGCCGACUGCCGGGGUAGCGGAGGCGUCAGCGGUUCCUCACCAGCCACCCGCGGGUGCACGCCCUCCGACCAGAUCGUCUGCCGGGCGACCUGCCGACGUCCCGCGCCAUGCCGACGUCCCGUCUGCCGACAAGGUUGGCCGCACGGGGAAAGUGGCGGCAGUUGCUGACGCGCUAAAGGAGCAGCUUUGGCUCCUUGCUGGCCACAAGGCUGCUCAACAGCCUCCUCCCGCUGUCGACGUCCCAUCGGCCUCGUCGACUGCGCCAACUCAGCAGGCAUCUGGCUCUGGCGCUAUGCCGUCGUCGGGGAAUGUCGCACCACCCACCCCUGUGGCAGCUGAGGUUGAGAAAGCGGCGGAGAAGGGCGUUCGUGCCGCAAUUGCCACCGGCGGCGGCCCUGUUGAGGAGGUCCCCCCCGACGCGGAUAUCGCUGCCAUACAGGCCCAUCUGGAUGCCGCCAAACCCCGAACACUGGCCAUCUCCGACACGACACACGUGGAGCCUUCGGCGGGUUCCGUCGGCAGUUCAGCAGAGCCUAGUGUGAUCAAUGAUGCUGUCGGUGAAGGAAAGGCGAAACGGAAGGGGAAGGCGGGCUCACAGAGGAAGACGCGGGAGAGGUCGGAGGUGAAGGCGGCGGAUAGAGGGAAGGCGAAGGCGGCGGAGACAGUGGCCGACAAAGAUGGUGGCGGCAAUACGGGGGUGAAAGGGAAAGCGGGGGAGAAUCAGGAGAAGUCGCUCGGCGAGGGAAUGGGGAAGGAGAAGGCGGUCGGCGAUGCUUCGUCGAAGGGGAGAAAGGGAAAGAAGAAGGCGGAGGAGGAGGAUGAGGAGGUCGAGGAGGUGGAGGAGGUAGAGCAUGAGGAGGAAGAGGAGGAGGAGGAGGAGGAGGAGGAGGAGGAGGAGGAGGAGGAGGAGGAGGAGGAAAAGGGCAAGGAGAGGAGGGGUCAUGGCAUCCGACACGACAGCUUGGGCGACGGGCUAGGGUGGGUCGGCGAGAUUAAGGUGCAUGGCAUCAAUCGAUACAUCAGCAAGUCGCAUGACAAGAUGGAGCUCGCGUACGUGCACUCCAUCGCGUUCGUCGUAUACGACGGUUUCGUGAGCAAGGUGCUCGUGUCCGAGCUCACCGUCUUGGACAGCGCCGAAUUGGAGAGGUGGAAGGAGGUGUGGGAGGAGGUCAAGAUCUUGCCGACAGGGAUGUGGACGGUGAUGUGGGCCCGUGACGAUGCCAACACCGAGGAUGGCCAGGAGAAGUCGGCGUCUACGAUGUCGGCGAUGAUAGGUCGCGUGUCCAUGUGCGCUGCGUAUGGGAAGAUCGCUGCAAACGCGGCGAAGGAGGGAGACAAGGAGGAGAAGACGGAUAUGGCGGCAUGGGCUUUAGCAGCGUCCGCAUGCGCUGUGUGGUGCUUCGUCGAGAUCGGCGACGCCCAGGUGGCGGGUGGUGUGGAGGAAGGGAAGGCGGCAGCGCUUGUGGGCGGAGCAAGGGACCGCCUCCUGGGAGAGGUUGCUUACAACGUCGCGCCAGCGCUGCAGAGGCACGCCCUUGACAAGGUCUACCCGGGGGGGAAUGCUGGCGUCGAUGCCGACGUGGUCGCUAGAGCCACGGUCGAGACCAUGGCGUUCAAGGGAAUGUGCCCCGUCGCCGGGCCGAAACUCAAAGCGAAGGGUAUCGCAGUGCUAUGCGACGCGCAGAUGAAGGCCGAUCUUGACAACAGGGGGAGGAAGGGUCAGAGGGGCAAGAAGGGGACGAAGGCCAAGGGCGGCACGGGGAAGAAGGGGACGAAGGCCAAGGACAGCGCGGGGAAGAAGGGCCAAAAGGGGACGAAGGCAAAGGACAGCACGGCGGCGUAG